Molecule: messenger RNA, 11017 nt
Organism: Columba livia (rock pigeon)
Lineage: Eukaryota; Metazoa; Chordata; Aves; Columbiformes; Columbidae
Gene: KCNJ16
Product: potassium inwardly rectifying channel subfamily J member 16
Exons: 9
Coding region: 8766-10055 (429 amino acids)
Biological process (GO): regulation of monoatomic ion transmembrane transport; potassium ion import across plasma membrane
Cellular component (GO): plasma membrane
Molecular function (GO): inward rectifier potassium channel activity
Source: RefSeq, a predicted model, not a curated record
CGGCGCGGCCCGGGCGGCGUUGCCAUGGCGACGCGCGGUGCUGGGGCGGGCGGGCCCCUGGGUCUGUAACCCCUCCGGGAGGCCCUAGGGGGGUUUUAGGAGAUAAGGAGGAGAUAAGGAGCCUGUUUGGUGAGGGAGGGUUCCCAGCAGAGCAGGAUCCAGCGCUGCCCCUUCCAGAGGGCCCGGAGUUCCUUGCUCAGCCCCGUGUUCCAGUUCAGACACCAACCUGAAGGGAGAGGAAACUGGCCCAGAAACCCCGCAGGGUACAUGCGAGCUCCCCUGGAACACCGGGACCGGCAGGGCAGCGCAGCUGUGCAUCAGCAGGGUCUGCCAUUUCACCCCAGAAAUGCUGCCAAGCAGAGAAAAACUACCAAACUGAGGCUGGAUUUCCAUUGUACAUGGUGCUGUACAAAUACCCAGUCGGAGACUGGUUGUACCUCAGGGAGCUCAGAGCCUAAAGAGAGCACACAGAUAAAGGGCAUUUUGCACUAAGUUGUGUGGCUGCUCAGCAGAGCUGGGAAUGAUCUCUCCUGAGACACAGGCUGGUGCCUCAGCUACCUGAGUGCAGUUCUGGAGAACAGAGCUGUUGUUAAAAGAAAUGAGCCUGUCACCUUGUGUCCAAGCACAGGACAGCGGGAGACUGAUUCAGCAAAACCAGUUGCACAGCUGCUGGCACACAAGAAACAAAGGACCCUUGAAAUAACUUCCUCAUGGAGGCAUGAGCAAAGCAAUUGGAACCAAGCACAGAGACUGUGAUUGAUAACAGCGGGUCAAGAGGAGUUUGUUUCUGGUUCAAACACACAGAGCGAGCAUUCGGUAAGAGUGUUCAAUAAAGAGAAUAAACCCCUUUGGACCUGCCCUGCCUCCUGAAGGAUUCUGCAUGUUGCAAAUCUUUGGAAAGAUCUGGAUCUCCAGCCUCGUAACGCUGAGGAGGGGGGACUGAGAAGACCAUUAUAUAUCAGUGCCAAGCUCUGCCAACCUGUCAGUCCAGCCAUGCAAGAGAGGGAGAGAGGCAGAGGAAAAGAAAGGAGGGAGUGAAGCAGAGGUUCUUUCAGAUCUCAGCAGACAUUAAGACAAGACCUCGCAGGAUUAAGUCCUAAACCAACACUGCAAGAAAAGAUUCCCUGUUCCGUACAGCAAGGGCAUGGGGCAAUAUUUCAUCCCUUCUGCUGACAAUUUUCCAACUUCUGCAAUAACAAGCCUUUUAUUCUGAAAGAUCCCAAAGUGCUGUCUAAGCUAAUAAAACGCAGCCGCAGCUCGGAGCAACACCGUGAAAGAUCAGGACAGGAGAAUGUGUCGCCUGCAGUUUGGAGGAGAUGGCAGGUCAGGGUGCCCAAGUCUGCCCCGAAGCCAAAAAUGCAGAAGACUUGACAUCCUUUGGGGUGGCAGUAAGGGACCUCUGUCACACACACACCUCUAGAGCCAUCUGGUUUGGUGACAAGAUAGCAGAAAUGACCCUUAACGUUCAUCGUCAGUGGGUACCUCGUUGAAACUUGUACCAAUUUUCUUUGCAAGUAGAUGGAUGUCAUUCCCAUUCAUUUCCCUUUAAUAUGAAAAGCAGAUUCUCCUGGAUCAUGUGCCUGGUACCGCGCGUAUCCUUUCAUUGUUGAUAGGAGGCUUUGACAACAAUAAAACUUAAAGCUAGCAAGUUUUCCUCUCUUUGGAAUGAUUAUGUAGUUAUGAAGAACAAUUGAGCCAGACAAUGACACAACCUGUUUCUUGUCUUCCUCAAUGGGAAAUGGGCUUUGAGUUUUGUGAGGAUGUUCAUAAACAGCCAAGAGUGUGUAAGGCAAAGAAUGACCUCAAAGCUGAGUUUUACACAGGAGAACAAAGGGAUCUCAAGUCCUGAUUUGAAAAACACCCGAAGACCAAACCAAUGGCAUAAUAUCAUAAUUAUCAACACGCGUCAUAAUGUUGCUGGAACCUACUGGCCGCUUCUGCCUUUAAACACAAGUAAACACAAGCUCCUCUCCUAAUUGCUCUGCAGCUGUCAAGCUUCGUCAAGGCUGUUUGUGCUGGCAGUAGCUGGAGAUAACUUCAUCUACCGAGCAUUCAUGUGGACUGGAGAUGCAUCCUUGCUUCUUUCCGCGGGAUGUUUUGUGACAUUAUUGUUUUCACAUUGCUUUCCCUUUGUUACAGUACUUCUGGCUCCCUUCCAGAACCUUUUUGGUUACUUUUUAGCCUCCUUAAGCUGGACUUUCUCUCCUGAGCGUAAUCAGCAUUGCAGUUGCUCCCGGCCUAAGACACCCUUGCUUUUUCUGUGGGAAACACCACUUGGUGAUUUUCACAGGCUUCAUUCCCAGAAGAUCUUUUUGGGAUGAAGUGAAUACAGCUUAGCACUACACAGAAUGUUCCUGAGGAAGAAUGCCACCGAUCCAAGCUCGUGUGAUCCGGAGCUUGUCAGGCCUUGAGAGUGAUUUGAGGUUUAAUUAAUCACCUACAGAUUUGGGUGACUUCUGAGUGACUCUGGCUUUGUGGCAGGAGAAAGUGAUGCUUUUACAAAAACAGGAGUAAAAAUGUUCCAGGGAAAAUAUAGGAUGAAAUAUCUCCCACUUAGGCUGGGUAUAUCACUUUGGAACGUAAUUUUUUUGGCCAAUCACUUAUCUAAUUCAGAGUGGAUUGGGUGACAACGAAAGUAAGAGCAAUUCUGUUCAGGCACGCUGCUGUCUCCAAUGACAGCACCCCUGGAAAGUUAAUGUCUACUAAACAAGAGAGACAUUUAUCUCCCAGGUCCACAGCACCUAUGAAGAAAAACAGCAAAGUUGUUUCUCCAAACAAUCUUUGGGAAUUGCUUUGGCAAUAAAAUCAACUCCACUGUAGUUCAGAUAUCUUUUUGAGUGAGUGUUGACAUCUGUAAUACAGCAGAUUUUUAUUUGAUGUGUUUUUGUUAACAUCGUCCUGAUAAGAUCUGCUCGCUUGUUCGCUGUGUUUGCCUUUGAGAAGUGAAACAGGGAGAGCGCAGCUGACUGAGCAGCUUCAUGACAAACGUCUUGAAAUGAGCCGAACCACCCGUAAGUGGCUCAUUCGGGCAAGAGGUUCUGCUGAGGGAAAAUCUCCAAUGCAAAGAUCAGCCGUGGAGGCCAGACCGUGGGCACUGAAAAGAACGUAUUGACUUACCCUGAGACAACUGGGGGAUCUGCUGAUUGAAUAAAUUCAUUACGAUGGCAUCGAGAAACCAGUUUGUUGCAUUCCUGCAGUGAUUUACUGUAAAGCCUUCAACAAGUAUUUUACAUCUCUGCCUCCAAUCUCAGGAAGAUUUUGAAGCAGGUUGAUGUUCAUUCUUAUUAUGUACUUAUAGUUAAGCAUAUGCACAGAUGCUUUUCUUAAAUUUGAACCCAGUGGUGGGAGAGAAGAGACAAGCUUUAAGAGGAGAUUCUGCUUUUUUCAUAUUUCUUAGAAUACUAAUCACUGUGUCCAGAUCUCACUCAGGUGGUCGGGAAUAAGCUGUGGGACAGUUGCAAGAGACUGAAGAAGAGGUUAUGCAACCCGCACACUGAGGUAAAAAUAAAACUCUUAAAUGUAUGGUCCAAACACACACACGAUUUUCCAGUUCCACGUUAUUUUAAUUAUCUGACUUGCAAAACACCAACAUACUGUAAAUUAGACCGCUGAGCUUGGGAAGAGAACGACAGCUGAAAACAAGAGUGGCCAACAUCAUGCUGUGCGUAAGUCCUGAAAAAACAACCGCAGCGUUUCAGAGUAACCUGCCUUUCCAGAUGAGCCGCGGCCGUGCCCAGGCUCACGAGGAUCCCCGUGCGGAGGUUCAGCCGUCUGCUCCGCAAGGUUGGAAGUCAUCUCUGAAAGAAGCAGCCCAUUCCCAAAUUUCCUGUAGGCUCCAGUGGAGUUAAGUAGCAAUAUGGAAAGUCAGCAUUCUGCCAAAGUCUGUGAACCGAAGCAAAUGAAGAUUUUUUAAAGCCCGUGUUCCUUAGAAAGUAUUGCUGUGAUUCCAGCAAGCCCAGCCAGCUCUGAAGAGCGGGGAUGGAUCCUGCCCACGCUGAUACUGAGAAACCCAACAGCUCCAUCUGAUCCAAACCCAGAAAUCAAAGACAAGCCCUUCACUGACUUCAGUAGGGUUUGGAUCAGGCCUCUGAUCUCUGAAACCAUUUAAUAGAUUUCACAGGCUUUUAAAAAGAUGUGACAUGUAUAGCCCAACAAAUAUGGCAGCGUGUUUUGGUUUGGAUGAAGAACCUGAAACUGGAGAUGCCCUGGAGGACUGGGGGCCUUGGCUGAGCAGCUCCGGUCAUGGGAGCUACAUGGGAUCCUCCACUAGACCUGAGAGAAGAUCGUGUUUAGACAUAUCAGAUGUAUCUAUAUUCACAAAUGAGAGCCAUACAGAAGAGCAGUAGUCGUUCUUGACCUUGUUAAUGGUUGAUAAAUGGACCUGUUGAAGCACAGGAUUUGAUGGCCUGGUUUCUCUGACUGCGUGUGUCAAUGUCAGUCACAGAAAAUUCUGGUGCUUUUCCUAAAACAAAAAAGCAUCGAUACAUUGUUUGACUUGAUCCUUUGCUAAUACUUACCUCAAACUUUUUGAUUUGGGAAUCAGUCUGGAAAACCUGAGACAGCAAGUUUUUUGAGGUAUUUCCGAAAAGAUUAGGACACAGUGGAUGUGAUUCAUUUUACGUAUUUACAUGUUUCAUUUUGUUUGUUUGUUUUUUCCUUCUCCCUUUCAUUUCUUAAAGAGUGCAGUGUAAAAUGAUAUUUUCACUGUUAGACCCUACUUCAGUUUUGGAAAAUGUAAAGUCUUUGGUGACUUAAUUGGCAUUUGAGAUAUUUUAUUAAGUGGACUGCAACAGCUUCUGGGUAUUGUGGAAUUCCUGCUGAGGUCAGUAGCCCAAAGUUGAGAUCGGCAGAAACUUGUAAGUGUUCCCGUUUGACAUUGGAAGUUAAUAACUGGUGUCAAGCUACAUCUUAGGAAACUUUCUGCUGGGGUAGAGGAAAAAAGAAAAUCAGAGAUGCUCAGGCUUCCUACUCAGAUCUUACUUCUCUCAUCUGUUGAACAGAGCUCACUCACGCUGUUAACUUGGGGUUCUGUUUUAUUCUAUUCUGUUCCGUAUAUGAAAUACAAUAGCGAGGCGUCUGAUCCAAACUCCGCUGACACCAGCACAGGGCGUUCCAUUGUCAGAGCCGCAGCCUUUGGAGCUGGCAGGAUUCAGACUUGCACAGGCAAUGUAAGGCGGUCUCUGAUCUUCACAUAACCCUUUGGGGAAAGCCACGUAAGUUUUCCCUCUCUGAGCUGUUUUUGCAAUGUGUGCACACACGGGGAGACACAGAACCGGGGAGCACCGAGGUACAUGGGACAGCAGGAGCUCGCUGGGGUGCCCCAAAAGAACAGCCCUUUAUCUCCUCACCUUUCUUAUUCUGCUGACAUACUGGAAUAAAGAGCACAAGUGGGAAGACAGUCACUCCACAUUCUUAUGUCGCAGUGCCUUUCCCUGGAUAUUUGGUUUAGAGUGUACUCCAGAAAACAGGAAAAAAAGGAGUACGCGUUCUGCCUCAGGAAGCAGAACUGCACAGCGUGACGUAAAGGAAACAGCUCCCGAGACUGGAAGAACCCUUUUAGAAUAUCAGCUCUUGCCCACCCCCAAAAUCUUACAUUUUUAAUGAUCUGUUGUGUUUUGAGAAGAGAUAUAACAGCACUGAAUUGUGGCAAAAACAGAGCCGAGGGUGUUGGCUCUGUUAAACGAAAGUGGUCAGCAUUAUCUAAUCUGAUUCUAUCAUUGUUCAUGACCUGCCACUUACCUAUUGUUUAAUACAUUAUUAUAUUACAUCAUGUCUAUUAAGAGCUGCAACAAACUGUUCUACUGUUCCCUGCCAGCCAGAUCUGGUGGAAAAGUUCCUUGAAGAAUUUUUCUGUGCCUCCGUAGGCUGAAUGUAACCCCUGAGGUUCAAUGUGGGGAGAAAUCCCGCUGCACACGUCCAUCUGCAGAACUAUUGACAUGAACCUGCGCUGAGCGUCGCUGCAGCCGUCAGUGCGUCAGGGGAGGAGGAAACGAUAGUUAGCGCUAACACUUGCAUUCGAUUGCCUCACAGCCAACUUGUGUUUAAACCCGGGGGAUUCCACCUGCUGAAGUGCAGAAUAGGUUGGCUACUGGUUUCCAGAGGGAGAAGACUGGUUAUAAAAUGCAUCUUUUCAGCUGUUCUGUGUCUGUGUGUCUGGUAGAUUUUCAGGUGUAGGAUGUGCACCAGAUAUACCAUUUUUAAGAACUGAGGCUACAGGGGCCUGCGCAGUCAGAGACUCUUUGGUCUUACCGGCUCAAUACCACAAUGCAAAGGGCUUGGAGCUGAUGGGCAGAGAACGGGAAGGAGGAAUUUUCGGGCAGGAGGAGAAGACAGUGGCCGUGGGUGGAUCCAGCAGCUCCAUCCAGGUGUGGGCCAUGCUGGACACACACCAGGCUCACCUGGGAGGGCUGGCUCAGGUGUUUCUAUGGUUGUUCUGCCCCCUGGGACAGCAGCUGCUGAGAGACAAGGGUUAAAAAGAGGAGGAGAGUCCUGAGAGUCAACAGUUGGAGGUUUCGCCUCUGCCAAAUUGUCUGAGACAAAGAAUGGCAGGGAGGCCCGACAUCAGGAGUUUCAAGUUGCCAGCACUUUCCAUUUCUCAUGGUAUUUCAGUGUUUCCACUGCUUGUUCCUGGCUAAAACCAAGCAGUGCAUACAGUGCAAAUAAAUUAAAAUAGACGUUUGCAGCUUUGUACAGAUUUGGGGAGCUGCUCAGAGUGGUGAGCAGGGGGCUGGGUCACUUAAACCUGUCCUGUGGCUCUGAAGUGGGGAACCAGCCUUCAGCAAGGAGCAAUUUGAGAGUCUGUCAUCUCAAACUUAAGGGGCCAAACUGAUUUCCUUUUUUUUGGUUUUGUUUUAAGGAGAUCUGGUUUCACUUAGAUGAAUUAAAUGUCAAUAUAUCUGUUACUGCGAGUUGUUUCAGUGUAGAUUACAGCACCAUUGCAUGACUCUGUGCAAAAGUCUCCUUUUCCUCCAGCUCUGAGCUAAGCCUAUUCAAAGUUUUAUUUCUGUAUUUGCAAUCUUCUCUUUUGCUGCCGCAAGACCUGCACACUCACGGGGAUGGAGAGGAAAGUGCUCCGUGCAUGGUGACCCCUGCAGAACUGAGUCCCAGUGCAGCCCUACCAACCUCUGCUGCUCUCUGACAUCUAAGCUCAAGUGAUCUGAACAACGAAGCUUUUCUUUUAAGGGGCAAGCUGAGCCAUCUAAAAGCUUUGCUCCGAUGCCUUUAAAGAUAUCAGUGUGCAUGUAAGAAAGUUCUGUGCCUGAAGUUCCUGACUGGGCUGUGUUAGGUCCCUUUGCAAAGAAGAAUGAAAGGAAAGAAGGAAGGGAAGAAAGAAGGAAGAGUCUCAAUGCUGUCGUAUAAUAGACUUAAUUAGAUUUUGUGGGUGGUGUUUGGUUUGGUUUUUUUUAAGGAACAAGUAUUUGAUUCAGUUCCAAAGCAGCUCAAAAGGUUCCUACUUGUCACAUUUCUGGUCUCGGAGCUGAACGUCUUCCAGGGUUACACAACAAUGACUAAAACUGGAAACCUUUCAGACCAUUUCCAGAAUGAAGCAGGAAACUGAGGUGAUUGCUAAACCGAGGCUGGAGAAAUCCACUUCCAUGUGUGUGGGGUUAGGGUGAGAGUACCCAAUUUCAUGGGGAGCUUUCAAGUUGUUUUCUUUUUGAUUUAAUCUCAGAACAGAAUUAUUCUGGAACCAAGAUCUUCACAUUGUUUUGCUUAAUGUUUUACAAACAGGCUGUUGACUGAAGUUGUCACUGAACAAAAAUUCACCCCUACUUGUUUACAUAAGGGGAAAAUGUAGUCAUAAAAUGGGUGUAGCAACAACUUGGUAGGUAUUAGGUUAAGGUGCAAUGUAGAGAUUAUCCUCAUAAAACACUGAGCCCUACACUCAAAAUACCAAGAUUAAAUUGACGAUUACAUUUAGUGAAACUCUUUAAAGGCUGAACUCAGUGCUUAAGGCUCUUCACCGUUGUUCUGGGCCAGCUGAUGAAAAUCAAGAGCUCAGGUAGAGCUGCUCUAUUCAAGAGGAACUAGAUGCAGGUGAUAAAUACGAUAAAAAGCCUUGGUUCUGCUAGUGUUUGCUCUGUGGUAGCUCUUUGCUGGAUAGAAGUGUUUGGUUUGUUCGUCUUCUGCCACUUGCUUUAUGACCCUUGAAAUACAGGAAUUUCCUUACCUUUGUCCUAUAUCUAACUGGGGGGACACUUUCAAAGGUAUGAACACAGGUCUCUGGAGCAGUUCUGUGUCUCCCUGUAUCCAGCACAGUAAGAUCCUAGCCUUGGCGUAGAUAAUUAAGAAUAUACACUGAUUUUCUGAACUCUGAGUCUGAUACAUAUACGCUUCAAAAGAACUUCUGAACCCUCUCCGAAAUCAUUGAGAUUUCUCUAUUCCUGCCAUCCUGCCUGCCUUCACUGCUCCGUUUUUCGCUCUGAUAAGUUCUUAUUUGCGGAGGGAAAUAUGUUUUUAAGAAUAGUCAGCAAAAGUACUGCAAAUUUCAUCACAGCUCCUCCUCUGAACAGUUUGCAAGAGGAGGCUCAUGAUGUGUACAGACUUGCCCAGAAAUAAAGGGGAAAAACCACAGAAAGUAAAAGCAAGACACAAAAGGGCGACAGUUUGUGUGCGAGUGUUAGAGGAAGGUGAAAACACUUCUGGCAACAUCUGAGAAUCAUUUGCAGCAACCAAUUCAUAAGCUUUAAUUUCCAAUGAACAAAGAAAACAAGUAGCCCCUGGGACCGCCAGUGUGUUCUGUAAAGUGCUACCACGAGGCAGGUAUGAGAAAGACGACUGAACACGGUGGUUGCUAUAGGCCCGUAAACACCCAGGGAAAUAAGCUCAGUUACCGAGGCACUUGUAAAGAAAGCCCUGAAACAGGGAUGAAAAGACCACAGAAGCGGUUUCUCCACAAGGACGGCAGCUGCAACGUGUACUUCAAACACAUCUUUGGGGAAUGGGAGAGCUACGUGGUGGACAUUUUUACCACGCUGGUGGACAUCAAAUGGCGCCAUAUGUUUGUGAUAUUCUCCUUGUCCUAUGUUCUUUCGUGGUUGCUCUUUGGACUAGUCUUCUGGCUGAUAGCAAUGCAACAUGGAGAUUUACUCAAUGAUGAUGAAAUAACCCCCUGUGUUGCAAAUGUCCAUAGCUUCACAGGAGCUUUCCUGUUCUCCCUGGAAACCCAAACGACCAUUGGUUAUGGUUAUCGCUGUGUCACAGAAGAGUGCUCUGUCGCAAUCCUCAUGGUUAUCCUACAGUCGGUGUUAAGCUGCAUUAUUGACACUUUCAUAAUUGGAGCAGCCUUGGCGAAAAUGGCCACAGCUCGAAAAAGAGCUCAAACCAUUCGUUUCAGCUAUUACGCUGUAGUCGGCUUAAGGGAUGAUAAAUUCUGCCUGAUGUGGCGUAUUGGUGAUUUCCGACCAAACCACAUGGUCGAGGGCUCUGUCCGAGCUCAGCUCCUGCGCUACAGGGAAGACAAGGAGGGGAGAAUGACCAUGGAAUACAAGGACUUGAAGCUGCUAAAUGACCAGAUUAUCCUUGUUACACCAGUGACAGUCGUGCAUGAAAUUGAUAGUGAGAGCCCCUUGUAUGGUCUAGACCGGAAAGCUCUGGCCAAGGACAACUUUGAAAUCUUGGUCACGUUUGUCUACACAGGUGAUUCAACAGGAACUUCCCAUCAGUCAAGAAGCUCAUAUGUCCCCAGGGAGAUUCUUUGGGGCCAUAGGUUUAAUGAUGUCUUGCAUGUAAAGAAAAAAUACUAUAAGGUGGAUUGCUUACAGUUUGAAGAAACCACAGAAGUUUAUGCCCCUCACUGCAGUGCCAUGCAACUGGAUCGGAAGGAGCAAGAAUGGAGCCAAAUUGGGAAAACACGGGAAAAAGAAACAGAGACAUCAGCACUGGAGGUCAAGACAUUUAAUACGAACCAAAAGUCAUUUAGUGCGGUUGCUCUCGUCACCAGUUGCGAAGAUCCAGAAGACUCAGUGACAGCUGUCGAUCAGCCUUCUGAAGAAGUUUCUUAUCAGAAAGCAGCUGUGACCUUGAGUAGGCUAUCAAUAGAGUCCCAAAUCUAGCUUUUUACAGCAAUUAAUAUCGCUUCCAACAAAUUCUCCCAGCGCAGCUUUUAGAAUGUAAACAAUGAACUCAUAUGCACAAGUAUUUAUAUUGUAAACCUCGCUGACAGCGUGUACGGGGUAAUACAGCGCUGAGCUGCUAGAAGGAGUUUCAUUCUGCUUAACAUGGGUAUCAGUAACAGAUAAAACCAGCGAAUGUUUGGUUGACUAGACAGCUACUGCACUUGAGCAGACUUAUUGUAAACUAUUCCCCUGCAGGGACCAAUGUUGGACGUACCCAGAGACAGACAGAGAUCUGGGCGGGGAACUAAACCAACGGAGCGUGCCCUUGAGGGCAGAGUUUUUCAGAUUCAUUUGGGAGGCCGGUUCCCAGUCCCUCCAGGAGGCUCCGAAACUCCUCCACUGUCACAACAACCCGUUGUGCUUCGGUUCCGAUUGCACCUCUCAGGGUGAAGUCCCCAUCCUAGGGUCACACUGGUGGAUCUAUGGGGCUGUUCUUUGUAGGGGGGAGUGAAAUUCCGGUUCCAAAUCAGGUUGAGCCUCAGAGAGACGGUCACGUUUUUAGUGUGAGCUGUGCAAUAUUUUAAAUCAAAAUGUCUUUCAUUUCAGAAUGUCAGCCUUGCAUUUCUUUUGAGUAUAGUAUGCCUCUUUAGAAAGGCAAAGAUCAAUCUAGAGACCAGUGUGAUUUUGUCAAAAUGUAAUGCUUUUAUUCAUCUGAAAUGACUGUGUAAAAAUGACCUUUCACAGAGAAAUUCAACAUGCUCAGCUGUCAGCUCAGUUUGGAAAAGAGGAAAAUGUCCAUGUUUUGAGGUUGUCUGUGACGUGGAAGUUCCAUACUCUGCACAUCUCUGUCAUUAUUCAAUAAGCAAUAUCUCAUCAUGCUUUUUUCCCCCCCUUGAUGAUUACAGUUGAUUUGCAUUGUGUUUAAUUAUCAUGCUAAUAUAAAAAUAAUUCUCUCUGAA